GGCACUCAUAUCUAGGUCACCGGUUAUUUAAGAUGCCUGUCAACUAACCACCAAAAUUAUCCAUCACAACACGGUGUCGGCCUCUAUCCGGCUCUUUCCUGAUGGCCCAGAUUUACUCUGAGUCCUCGGAGAACUUCGAGUUCAUCGAAACUCCGGCUGCUCCUACGCCCAUCAGCCCUCCGCAGCAUUGCGGUGUUCGGACUACAUCGGCCUUCUCCAAUGUACUACUCAUCUCCCUGCUCGUUGUGAUCCCGUGGUAUGGGGCCCGCCAGGUGGGCGGGGGCUUCUACACCACCAUAUUCUUCGCCAUUUUCACCACGGUGCCAAUCCUCAUGGUGUUCUGGACCGUGGCGUCCUCGAUAUCCCCCCGCAAGAAUGAGAAGGCCAAGUACACAGGUCGCCCCGUCGAGCACUACCUUGAGUUCAAGGACGAGAAUGAUCGCAUCAAGUACAGAGGCAAGAGCAGGAUUCCCAUGGAAACCUUCUACGAAAAGUACUUCAAUGGUGAGGUCGAUUUCAAAGGCGGUGCUCUGGAAUGCCUCGAGUACAGACACGAUUGGGCUAGCUUCCGCUUCACAAUGGGCUUGUAUAAGCACUUCCUCUUUGGCUUCAUACCUGAGAUGCUGAUGCAUACUCGUUCUCAGGACGAAGAACAAGUCCGUGACCACUAUGACCGAGGAGACGACUUCUAUGCAUGGUUCCUUGGCCCCCGUAUGAUCUACACGUCUGGUAUUAUUGGAGACAUCAACAAGGAAGAGACUCUAGAACAACUGCAGGACAACAAGCUGGCUGUUGUUUGCGAGAAGAUUGGCGUCAAGCCCGGUGACACUCUCCUCGACCUUGGCUGCGGCUGGGGAACUCUGGCAAAAUACGCUUCGGUCCACUACGGUGCCCAAGUCACCGGUAUCACACUCGGACGCAACCAGACUGCCUGGGGUAACACUGGCCUUCGCAAAGCUGGCAUUGAGGAAUCUCAGAGCCGUAUUCUCUGCAUGGACUACCGUGAUGCUCCCUCCGUUCCGGGUGGCUACAAGCAGAUCACCUGUCUCGAAAUGGCCGAACACGUCGGUGUGCGCCACUUUAGCAGCUUUCUGUCUCAAGUUCACGACAUGCUGGACGACGACGGUGUCUUCUUCCUGCAAAUCGCUGGUCUUCGCAAAUCCUGGCAGUACGAGGACCUGAUCUGGGGUCUCUUCAUGAACAAGUAUAUCUUCCCUGGUGCCGAUGCCAGUACUCCUCUUGGCUUCGUCGUCGACAAGCUUGAGGGUGCCGGUUUCGAGAUCAAGAGCGUUGAUACCGUUGGCGUCCAUUAUUCGGCAACCUUGUGGCGCUGGUACCGCAACUGGAUGGCCAACCGUGAGAAGGUCGAAGCCAAGUACGGCAAGAGAUGGUUCCGGAUCUGGGAGUAUUUCCUCUCCUACUCCACUAUCAUCUCACGCCAAGGCAGCGCAACCUGCUGGCAGCUUACGCUGGUGAAGAACAUUAAUUCUACCCACCGGGUCGAGGGAAUCAGCUCUCAGUAUGGUCUUGCUGGUGCUCGCCAGGCUGCGAUCGAUACCGUUGGCCACGGCUCUGUUCCCAGCGCCUAUAUCCCUACUGUUGCCAAGGAGUGAGUCUAAAUAGUGGCUAUUUACUAUAUCUUAACGGCAGGAUUCCGCAAGUAUGCGCUCUUACUAGCCUUUUUGUUUUCAAGGUGAUACGAAGUGAUACAUUUGAUCGGAAAAGUCAAUGGACGUAUUCUUGUUCUUCUCUUCUCUGCUAUUUCUCUUCCUUUCUUCUGAAAUGACUCGGGGCCAAAAUGUAUGAAGUACGUGAUGAUGGUAUCUAAUUUGUAUGCAUCUCGUCUUCUGAGAAAAUCAGGGCAGAUGUUUGUAUUACCUUGUAUUCAAAUAUUUUAUAUAAUAAAGGCGGCUCUGAUAUAAAUAUUCUUAUAGUAUCUACUGCC
Molecule: messenger RNA, 1945 nt
Organism: Penicilliopsis zonata CBS 506.65
Lineage: Eukaryota; Fungi; Ascomycota; Eurotiomycetes; Eurotiales; Aspergillaceae
Exons: 5
Coding region: 102-1613 (503 amino acids)
Biological process (GO): cellular response to biotic stimulus
Source: RefSeq, a predicted model, not a curated record